CUCUCUCGCCCUCUUUCUCCGUCCGACCGCCGAGCCCCUCCGUCCGAAGGCGUCAUGGGAAACCGCGGCAUGGAGGAGCUGAUCCCGCUGGUCAACAAGCUGCAGGAUGCGUUCAGCUCCAUCGGCCAGGCGUGCAACCUGGACCUGCCGCAGAUCGCGGUGGUGGGCGGCCAGAGCGCGGGGAAAAGCUCCGUGCUGGAGAACUUCGUGGGCAGGGACUUUCUGCCCCGCGGUUCUGGAAUCGUGACUCGCAGGCCCCUGGUCCUGCAGCUCAUCAGCGCCACGGCAGAAUGGGCCGAAUUUCUCCACUGCAAAGGGAAGAAGUUCACGGAUUUCGACGAGGUGCGCCAGGAGAUCGAAGCCGAGACGGACCGCGUCACCGGCGCCAACAAAGGCAUAUCGCCGGUCCCCAUCAACUUACGCGUGUAUUCCCCAAAUGUGCUGAACUUGACGCUCAUCGACUUGCCGGGGAUCACCAAGGUGCCCGUCGGGGACCAGCCGGCUGACAUCGAGCAGCAAAUCCGGGAAAUGAUCAUGCAGUUCAUCACCAGGGAGAGCUGCCUGAUCCUGGCCGUCACGCCGGCCAACACCGACCUCGCCAACUCGGACGCCCUGAAACUGGCCAAGGACGUCGACCCCCAAGGUCUUCGGACCAUUGGCGUGAUCACCAAACUGGAUUUGAUGGACGAGGGCACGGACGCCCGCGACGUGCUGGAGAACAAGCUCCUGCCGCUCAGAAGAGGCUACAUCGGCGUGGUGAACCGCAGCCAGAAGGACAUCGACGGCAAGAAAGACAUCAAGGCGGCUCUGGAGGCAGAGAGAAAGUUCUUUUUCUCCCAUCCGGCGUACAGGCACAUGGCCGACAAAAUGGGCACCCCGCGCCUGCAGAAAGUCCUCAACCAGCAACUGACCAACCACAUCCGAGACACUCUGCCGGCCUUCCGCAGUAAGCUGCAGUCCCAGCUGUUGGCUCUGGACAAGGAGGCCGAGGAAUACCGGGGAUACCGACCGGAUGACCCGUCCCGCAAAACCAAGCAGCUGUUGCAGAUGGUGCAGCAGUUCUCGGUGGACUUUGAGAAGCGGAUCGAGGGUUCGGGCGACCAGGUGGACACGGUGGAGCUGUCGGGCGGAGCCAAAAUCAAUCGCAUCUUCCACGAGCGUUUCCCGUUCGAACUGGUCAAGAUGGAGUGCGACGAGAAGGAGAUGCGGCGUGAGAUCAGUUAUGCCAUUAAGAACAUCCACGGAAUCAGGACGGGGCUGUUCACUCCGGACAUGGCCUUCGAAGCCAUCGUGAAGAAGCAGAUCGUCAAGUUAAAGGAGCCCUGCGUCAAGUGCGUGGACAUGGUCAUCCAGGAGCUCAUCAACACGGUGCGCCAGUGUUCCAACAAGCUGGAAUGUUUCCCGAGGCUGCGCGAAGAAACGGAGAGAAUCGUGACUUGUCACAUCCGAGACAGAGAAAGUCGCGCUAAGGAGCAGGUUCUGCUGAUGAUUGACAUCCAACUCUCUUACAUCAACACCAACCACGAGGACUUCAUCGGCUUUGCAAACGCCCAGCAGAGGAGCAGCCAGACCAACAAGAGUCAGAGCUCGGCAACAAAUCAGGUCAUCCGCAAAGGCUGGCUGACCAUAAACAACAUCAGCAUCAUGAAGGGAGGAGCCAAGGAGUACUGGUUUGUCCUGACUGCUGAGAGUCUUUCCUGGUUCAAGGAUGAUGAGGAGAAAGAGAAAAAGUACAUGCUCCCCCUGGACAACCUGAAAGUGCGCGACGUGGAGAAGAGCUUCAUGUCCAGCAAGCACAUAUUCUGCAUUUUUAACACGGAGUCAAGGAAUGUGUACAAGGACAAUCGCACUCUGGAAUUGGCUUGCGACUCGCAGGAUGACGUGGACAGCUGGAAGUCUUCGCUGCUACGUGCCGGGGUCUAUCCCGAGAAGACCACCACGGUCGAGAGCGAGUCCUCCACCACCACCUCGGAUAACUUUUCCAUGGACCCCCAGCUGGAGCGCAAAGUGGAAACGAUCCGUAACCUGGUCGACUCUUACAUGGCGAUUGUGAACAAGUGCAUCCGGGAUCUCAUGCCCAAGGCCAUCAUGCAUCUCAUGAUCAGCAACGUCAAGGAGUUCAUCAACGCCGAGCUGCUGGCGCAGUUGUACUCGGCAGGUGACCAGAACGCCCUGAUGGAUGAGUCCCAGGAGCAGGCUCAGAGGAGGGACGAGGUGCUGAGGACCCACCAGGCCCUGAAAGAGGCCUUGGCUAUCAUCGGCGACAUCUCAACCACCACCAUCACUGUCCCGUUGCCGCCGCCCGUCGACAACUCCUGGGUCGGGGGAACGAGCGGCGGCCGCAGGUCCCCUCCUCCGAGUCCCACUGCUCCAAGGAGGAUGUCUGCAGGCCAGCGCCCAGCACCCCGAGGAGCCCCGCCGCCGCCGAACCGUCCGGGCCCCCUGGGGCCCUUCAAUAAUGCCGCCGAGAGCCCCCAGGCCCCGAGCCGCCCGAACCGGGCCCCUCCGAGCGUCCCCAGUCGACGACCACCGCCAUCCCCGACAAGACAAGCACCGCCAUAACCAUCCAGAGGGGGGCGCGCUUCUUCUUCUUCUUCUUCUUCUUGUCUUUCUCUCUUAGCCAUGGCUCUGCUGCCCUCUCCUCUCCGUCGUGCAACUCAUGUUGUCCCCUUGACCCGCCAUCUCCUGCCAGCUGCCCAUGUCUAUAUUAUCUCUGUACAGUAUUGUACUCGUCUUGUGGUGUAUUUGUACGUGCGCUUGUUGCUCGCCUGUGGUCCAGAUAAGCUUUGGCAGAACCGCAUCCUAGUGUCAAGUCACCGCCAGCUUUUCCCCUUCCCCACGCUGCCCCCUCCCCCCAAGAACUCGCUGCUUUGACGUGAAAUUAUGCUCAGCCCAUGUGCUGUCGUAUUCAUUCCAAAACGCGGCACGACAGAUAAGCUGCUUUUGAUGCAUGCGUGGGAGAGUAUGUGCGCAAGUGUGUUUUGCGGGAAUGGGUGGGGGUCCUCAUUUGCCUAUAGAAUUAAUUUAUUGUACAACCCUCCCAUAAGUGUUAAUUAUCAGCCGAUUGUUCUUUAUAGGAACAAAGUGGUAUCUUAGUGUGUGUGUGUGUGUGUAAACACGCGUUUGUGUGCAAGUAAUACUGUGCAGGUGUGUACGUACAGUAUGCAUAUGCAGUCUGUCUGCACGUUUGUCGCCGUUUCAGUUGUACUCGCGGUGAAUGAUGAGUCAUCAAACCCUCGAGCGGGGUUGGGGUAGAUUUAACCAUUGGACUUUCGUGAGAUGUUUGCGUGUCGUAGUAGCAGCCGCGCACGCGCGGCGAGGCUGAGGAGCACCGUCGGUAUUCUCCGUGGGAAACGGACUCAAUGCUACAUUGAACCUCGUCCUGGGUGUCCACCUGUGCCGCGUCAAAGGUCAAAGUCGUGACCCUUGACGCCUUAAGCUCGAACUCAGAUGCUGACUGCUGCCGCUGCGGCCGGAACACGCUUCCGUGUUUUCCAGCGGGCGAACAGGUUGCACCGUGACGUACAUCUUCCCUUUUAGCUUUGCUUCUCAGGCUGAAGAAAGGCGAGCUCUAUUUCUCUCUAUUUCGUCACUCUCCUGGUCUUUCCUCAUAUCAGUCAGUCAGCAUCUGUGUUGGACCUUAAGCAGCUGUUGUCAUUUUGUUCAAGUGCUUCUCUGUCACUUUGUUCACGUGUUUAUGGUCCUCAACUGUAUUCUGGUUCUGCUGUAUAUAAGUAUUUAAAUAAGGAAAAUACUGUACCUGUGGAGUCUUCAGACCUCACCAUGCAUCUUAGCGCGUUCAUGGUUCUCUCGUCUAUUCACUCGACGUCCUAUUUAGACGGCCUUACCGGCAUGAAUUAUAAUUCUGUAUUGCCAAAGCGAGAUAUAGAGAGAGAAUUGCAGAGUAUAACGAGAAAACUAAAGAAGAACAAUCAAAUGAUUCUAUUUGUGUAGUAAGAUGUUUGUCAAAGAAAAAAAAAAUGGCAAAUUGCAUCUAUGGUUAUUUUCUGUGUCUCUAUUGUUCCUCAAUAAUGAUAAUAAUAAAAAG
Molecule: messenger RNA, 4048 nt
Organism: Syngnathoides biaculeatus (alligator pipefish)
Lineage: Eukaryota; Metazoa; Chordata; Actinopteri; Syngnathiformes; Syngnathidae
Product: dynamin-3-like
Exons: 20
Coding region: 55-2562 (835 amino acids)
Cellular component (GO): membrane; microtubule; cytoplasm
Molecular function (GO): microtubule binding; GTPase activity; GTP binding
Source: RefSeq, a predicted model, not a curated record